Molecule: messenger RNA, 1001 nt
Organism: Cucumis sativus (cucumber)
Lineage: Eukaryota; Viridiplantae; Streptophyta; Magnoliopsida; Cucurbitales; Cucurbitaceae
Exons: 5
Coding region: 9-599 (196 amino acids)
Source: RefSeq, a predicted model, not a curated record
GGGAAACUAUGUAUUCUAGGUGUUGUCUCCUCAACCGCUUAGAAGGUUGCUCUAGCAAGAAUCCAUGUUGUUCUUUCUUACAGUUUUCUGGAGAAUAUAUGCGCGCUCUUAUUCUUUUGAUGGUGGAUAAAAUCAAGCUUCUUUUCCAUAAAAGAAGGCGUGAUGGAUGCUGCACUGCAUCUGCACUAGGUAAUGCAAUGGAUGGGCCGUCUAAAGGUCUGAGAGUUAAGAACAAAGAAGCAAAGAAACAAUGUUUACCAGAAAAUUUCCCAAGCUCUAGCACAUGUGAAAUGGACAACAGUACAGUUUGGUCCCAGAGAAGCAUGGCAUCAGGCCAAGCACAUGAUUCUCACAGCAAUAUUGGGAGCAGUACAGACUUUGUAAAUUCUGGACUACUUCUUUGGAAUGAGACCAGGAAGCAAUGGGUUGGAAAUAAAAUGUCCGGGAGCCAAAAGCAAGUUCAGGAACCUAAAAUAAGCUGGAAUGCUACUUACGACAACUUACUAACAACGAACAAGCCGUUCCCUGAGGCCAUACCUCUUACUGAGAUGAUAGAGUUUCUUGUUGAUGUCUGGGAGCAGGAGGGUCUAUAUGACUGAGCCUACAAUUCAAGGGAGUCUUCAUAUUGUUUAAAUUUGUGCAGCUUGAAUUUUUUUUGCUGCCGUUCAAUUACGAGCAAUCGUUCGAUGCUUAUAGUAUAAAUAUUACUGUUUAUGUUGAAUUCAAGCUACCCAUUUUGGAUCUUUUUCAAGAAUGGAAUCAUUUUGAAAACAGUCUUUUACGUUGAAGUUUUGCUAGAUUCGAUCUGUCUGGGGCUGGCAUCUACUGGCUUUGGCAUAAUGAACACAGUUUGGGCUCUAAAAUUCUUAAGCCCGUGAAGAUAGAUAAGUCUUGUGCCCAAUCAUAAAAAAGAUUUCAAGGGUAUAAAGUGUAUAAAUACCAUUUGUGAUGGACUUUUCUUUUUCUUUUUAAGUAUAUGAUCUGCUUAGUAAUUUGAUGGA